Molecule: messenger RNA, 10763 nt
Organism: Oryctolagus cuniculus (rabbit)
Lineage: Eukaryota; Metazoa; Chordata; Mammalia; Lagomorpha; Leporidae
Source: RefSeq, a predicted model, not a curated record
UUCACUGGUUCACUUCCUAAAUGGCCACAAUGACCAGGGCUGGGCCAGAUCACAGCCAGGUGCCAGGAGCUUCUUCCAGGUGUUCCAUGUAGGUGCAGGGGCCCAAGCAUGUGGGCCAUCUACUGCUGUUUUCCCAGGCGCAUUAGUAGGGAGUUGGAUGGGAAGUGGAACAGCCAGGACUCAAACUGGCACUCAUAUGAGAUGGCAGCAUUGCAGGGGCAGCUCUACCUGCUGCGCCAGAACCCUGGCCCUGGAUCAAGCUUUCUUAGCCGCUCCUACAGAAUGCUGGUUCACAUACUAUUAAUAGCUAUUAGCAUGGAAGUAAUUUUGUGAUGAAAUAAAUCUGACCAAUGCAGUAUCUCCAUCUUGAAGAUCCAUGUGCAUCUUUUCAUAGUACAAGAUCUGAGGCUGAGGGGUAAAGAAAUGAGCUGUUAGCUUAAGCUAACCAUUUUCAAGUGUAUUUGCCCAGAACACCGUGCAUCUAACCUUUGGCCCUAACAGAACACUUGUCAACAUCUUGUGAAAUUCAGUGAAAAAUGCUCAUUUACAAGACACUGAUCUUGUUUUCGACAGAAUGCUUUUUUGAAGAGUUCGUAUUUUGAAACAGUUCUAGAGUUCAUUGAGACUGGUGCUUUUAUUUCAGAGCUGAGACACAGGGUGUUCAAGUGCUGAAUGAAAACAAACUCCUGUCCCGGACUUAGCAGCAGGACAGGGGCUGAAAACCCAGCCUGGAGCCUGGGGACGGCACUGAGCAGAUGAAUGCAUCUUCUAAGUCUGUCCAGUUUUCUUUUCAGUUUGUGUCUAUUUACAUAUUAGAAUUUGGGGGGCCGGCAUUGUGACAUAACAGGUAAAGCUGCCACCUGCGACACCAGCAUCCCAUGGGCACUGGUUUGUGUCCCAGCUGUGCCACUUCUGAUCCAGCUCCCUGCUAAUGGCCUGGGAAAAGCAGCAGAAGAUGCCCCAAGUGUUUUGGGCCCCUGACACCCAUGUGGGAGCCCCGGACAAAACUCCUGCCUCCUGUCUUUGGCCUGGCCCAACCCUGGUUGUUGAGCCCAUCUGGGGAGUGAACCAAUGGAUGGAACAGCCCUCUCUCACUCUAAUUUAACAGGACAUGCAGAGAAGGUGGGGAUUGAAAAUUUUGAGCUCCUGAAGGUCCUGGGAACUGGAGCGUACGGGAAAGUAUUUCUGGUUCGUAAAAUAAGUGGUCACGACACUGGAAAGCUGUACGCCAUGAAGGUUUUGAAGAAGGCGACCAUCGUUCAGAAGGCCAAAAGCAGGGAGCACACGAGGACGGAGCGGCAGGUCCUGGAGCACAUCAGGCAGUCGCCGUUCCUGGUGACGCUGCACUAUGCUUUCCAGACAGAGACCAAGCUCCAUCUCAUCUUAGAUUAUAUAAAUGGUGGAGAACUUUUUACUCACCUUUCUCAGAGAGAGCGGUUCACAGAGCACGAGGUGCAGAUCUACGUGGGAGAGAUCGUACUCGCCCUGGAACACCUCCACAAGUUGGGCAUUAUAUACCGUGACAUUAAGCUUGAGAAUAUUCUACUUGAUUCUAACGGCCAUGUGGUGCUGACAGAUUUUGGUCUGAGUAAGGAGUUUGUGGCUGAUGAAACUGAAAGAGCAUAUUCCUUCUGUGGAACUAUCGAGUACAUGGCGCCAGACAUCGUCCGAGGGGGAGACUCGGGACAUGACAAGGCCGUUGACUGGUGGAGCUUAGGGGUCCUGAUGUACGAGUUACUGACGGGAGCGUCUCCUUUCACUGUGGACGGGGAGAAGAACUCCCAAGCUGAGAUAUCCAGGAGAAUAUUAAAAAGUGAGCCUCCAUAUCCCCAAGAAAUGAGUGCGUUAGCCAAAGACCUACUUCAGCGCCUUCUGAUGAAGGAUCCCGAGAAGAGACUGGGCUGCGGCCCGCGGGAUGCAGAUGAAAUCAAGGAGCAUCUCUUCUUCCAGAAAAUCAACUGGGACGAUUUAGCUGCCAAAAAAGUGCCCGCGCCAUUCAAGCCGGUGAUUCGAGACGAACUGGACGUGAGCAACUUCGCCGAGGAGUUCACAGAAAUGGACCCCACCUAUUCCCCCGCAGCCCUGCCCCAGAGCUCCGAGAGGCUGUUCCAGGGCUAUUCUUUCGUGGCUCCUUCUAUCCUCUUCAAGCGGAAUGCAGCCGUCAUCGAUCCGCUGCAGUUCCACGUGGGAGUCGAGCGCCCUGGAGCGACCAACGUUGCCCGGAGUGCGAUGAUGAAGGACUCUCCAUUCUACCAACACUAUGACCUAGAUCUCAAAGACAAACCACUGGGAGAAGGAAGUUUUUCUAUUUGUCGAAAGUGUGUGCACAAAAAAAGUAGCCAAGCAUUCGCCGUCAAAAUAAUCAGCAAGAGGAUGGAAGCCAAUACUCAGAAAGAAAUAACAGCUCUGAAACUCUGUGAAGGACACCCCAAUAUCGUGAAGCUGCAUGAAGUGUUUCACGAUCAGCUUCACACGUUCCUCGUCAUGGAGCUGCUGAGCGGGGGAGAGCUGUUUGAGCGCAUCAAGAAGAAGCAGCACUUCAGCGAGACCGAGGCCAGCUACAUCAUGCGGAAGCUGGUGUCCGCCGUCAGCCACAUGCACGACGUCGGAGUGGUGCACAGAGACCUAAAGCCCGAGAAUCUCUUGUUCACGGACGAAAACGACAACUUGGAAAUUAAAGUGAUUGACUUCGGGUUCGCCCGGCUGAAGCCGCCUGACAAUCAGCCCCUGAAGACCCCGUGCUUCACGCUGCACUACGCCGCCCCCGAGCUCCUGAACCACAACGGCUACGACGAGUCGUGCGACCUGUGGAGCCUGGGCGUCAUCCUGUAUACGAUGCUGUCAGGGCAGGUUCCAUUCCAGUCCCAUGACAGAAGUCUGACGUGUACCAGUGCCGUGGAGAUUAUGAAGAAAAUUAAAAAGGGAGAUUUCUCCUUUGAAGGAGAAGCCUGGAAGAACGUAUCCCAAGAGGCUAAAGAUUUGAUCCAAGGACUUCUCACAGUUGAUCCAAAUAAAAGGCUUAAAAUGUCUGGCUUGAGAUACAACGAAUGGCUUCAAGAUGGCAGUCAGCUGUCUUCCAACCCCCUGAUGACGCCCGACAUCCUGGGGUCUUCCGGAGCUGCCGUGCACACCUGUGUCAAAGCAACCUUCCACGCCUUCAACAAGUACAAGCGAGAGGGCUUCUGCCUGCAGACGGUGGAUAAGGCCCCGCUGGCCAAGAGGCGCAAGAUGAAGAAGACCAGCACCAGCACCGAGACGCGCAGCAGCUCCAGCGAGAGCUCCCACUCGUCGUCCUCGCACUCGCACGGCAAGACCACGCCCACGGCGGCGCUGCCGCCCAGCCAGCCCGACGGCGGCCCCAGCGACGGCCUCUUCCAGUUCUCCGACUGAGGACCGCGCCCGCCGGGGCCGAGCCCUGUGCUUCUGAACUCCCGGCCCGGGGGUCUCCUGGGAUCUGCCUCGCGGGAAGCUUUUCCGGAAAACCUCUGAGGUUAUCCUCGUCCCAAAGCACUGGAGCAGGAAGGUUACUGUGAACCGGGCGCCGUGGCGCCUCGUGGCGGCCGAGCAUGGCGCCGCCCGAGGGUUUGGAAGGAGCAAGGCGGGUCUGCCGACUGCGCAGGCGCGGCCGCCGCGGGGCCUUGUGGGCGUCACGUGGGGUGCGCGCCCUGGGCGGCGCGGAGGUCCUCGGAGGCGGUUGCGUGAGGAACUGUAUGUGUGACUUUUGCCUAUUUCUCGAGAGAGAGUUUUAACUUAUUUUUAUUUUAUGGUUAUGUAUGAUGGUAACUUGCUAUUAUUAAUCUGUUUCUUAAAAAGUUUUAAAAAGAUUUAAGAAUUUAGGUCCCGUGCGCCGUGUCGGGGACCCACGUGAGAUGCAUGCUAAGCGCCGUCUGUUUUUAAUUUUGCACUGUUCUUUCCUGGCGACUGGGUUUAAUGGCUGUUGCAAGAAAUUAAGGUACAUGUCUGUUGUAAGUAAUACUGCACUUUAUAGAGGAGCGGGAGUAAAGAAAACGGACUGUAAAGUGCCCUGUUGGAAGCGUAUGUACUGUGUCUUCGCCAUCUCCUGUCAUGUUUGCAUCUGUCUCCGGUCCCUCUCCGCUUCGUGCAGACCGGGCGUGUGUGUGACGCGCUCUCGCCCUUCGACACCAAUGUGAGGAAAACCUAAAGGGAAAUUUACUGAACACUGUGCUCAUAUUCGUACACUGUGUUGUACUACAGUGAGCGCUUUCCUCCUGUAGUCGGAUAUUAUGUACAUACUAUUUUAGGAUCAUACCUAUGACUUGUUUGGACAUUUUGCUGUUAAUUUUUAAAUCCAGAAAGCAUAUUUUAUAAACUUAAGCAGAGCACUUUUACUGCUCAAGCUCUGAAUUCAUAUAGCCAAGUGCUGUGCGAUAGACGUUAGACUGAAGGUUGCUGCAUUUAAAACACAGUUCAUUCCCUAUGCAAAAAAAAACAGUGACAGGAUUUGUAUGUUGUGUUUCUGUUAAAGCCAUCACACGAAAUAUCAGGACUGAGAAGUGAUCUUUGCUGUGUGUUUACAGGAAUUGCGUUUAAACAUAUAAUGCCCAAUGUGUUCAUUUCAUAGUUUUUGUCAAUGAUAACCUCUUGAGCAUUAGUUUGGAAUUUGGGCAUGAUAUUUAUUUAUUCCUUUCUUGACGUAAUAGCAGCAUUAAUUUCAAUCAGUUAGGAAUACUAAAAAGGAUUGCACUCUAUGUAUUAGUGUAUUUAUUACUAAAUCAAUGUAUAUAUUAAUAGCUCAGGCAAAAAAAGGCAAAUAUUAAAAUAUUUUGAAAAUAAUGUAUUAUCCUGUUCACAUUUUUGUCCACAGUGCUUGUUGGGUGUAACUUUUUUAUACUUUUCACUGCCCCAAAUGGUUACAUAAUUCUGAUUGAAUUAAUGAAAGUUUUGUGCUCCUGGCUUUCAGUCAUUCCUAGUAAUGAUGGGAAAUUUUGUGUGAAUUAUUACCAAAACAAUGGCUGAUUCAGAAAAUGUGAUGUCAUCAGGCACAGAUUUGUAACAAUCAAGAAAGCAUCUAUUGAUAUUUACAUUGGCUACAUCUAGAAAUGUGUAAGUGAGCUCCUCAAGUCUUGCUAGAAAAUGCUAGUUGGAAAGUCCAAACCACAGAGACUGUUUUGAUAAUAGAAGUUGGUCCCUAAAAAAGCAGUAUACCCCUGAUGGUCAGGGAUGAGAUCCACUCACUGUGAUGGUGGCAACUGAUGGGGUUGCUUGUCUUUAAUUUCCCUUGGGUCUCCUACUGGGGCACUUGACAGUGAAGCUGUAGGAAGGCAGCAGAGUGGGAGGGGCAGGUGAGGCCACUGGACCGAGGGGCCCGCCUGGGUAAUCCAGAAAGCCCCCAGGGAACACUCAGUGCGCCUCGCUUUGUCAGGUGCCCUCGCAGAAAACCAGAAAGACGCCCUCUGCUGUGCGUCGCGGCGGCCAAGUCGUGUGCGGUCUCUAAGACUCACCAAGCUCUUCAUUUAGUCACAUCAGAAAUAAACACUGAAAAAUACUGAUUAUCAAAGUGUCGCAUGAAAGGACUCUUUAUUGCUAUAAGUAGUAAAAUGAAGUAGAUGUAACGAAAAUAAAUACAACACUGAAUUCUCUUUAUGACAUUAAUUUCAGGGCUUCCUCCCUUCUUGAUGAGAUUAGAUACAGUUUUCAUACCAACGUAAAUUCUGAUUUUGUAAUUACUUAUGCCUAAUACAUUGAGAGUCAAGAAUAAGAAAAUGAAGACAAUAGAGGAAACAAAUUAAGAAAGACCAGUUUCUUCUAAUUAGUAACCCGGAUUCUGGCUGAAUGAGGUAAAUUCACUAUUUUGAAAUUCAGUAAUUUUUCCAAACCUCUAUAAAAUAAGAAAUCACAGAACUACUAGAAUAGAAAAAAUCAGUCUUCUGAGUUAAUUUAAGCAUACAGGUCUCUCUUGGAGUCACAGAUUUCAUUUAUCCAUCCAAGACUGCUUCUUGUUUUUUGUUUUUGUUUUUGUUUUUGUUUUUACAUUGCAGCUGAUUUCUUAAGUAUGUAAAUGGCUGCAUUUUAAAUAUAAGGUAAAUUAUUUUAAAGAAGCCUACUAGGAUAGCAUUGGGGACUUUUUUUAAAAAAAGAUACAAACCCUACUGUAUCUCACUUUAUUUUUUUAAUAGUAUAUUCUCAAAUACUUUAUGGAAGUAUUUGUUUUAUUAUCUAGUUUUUCAUCGUGCCCCAUUUCAGACACCUGUUUUUGUCAUAUUUAUUAAGGACAGAGUGCUUUGCAAUGUUGAAAAUUUCUAAAUUACUGAUUCUACAAGUAUGCAUGACUUUCAACAUUUUUGGCACCAAAAUAAACAUUUUAAUUCCAUUUUCCACAAACUGUGAAGUACCCUCAUACGUAUGCCUUAGAGCACUUGAUGUAUAACCUUGGGGUUCUCCCAGUGGUCCAGGCUGAGUAUCUUUAUCCAAAAUACUUGGGACCAGAAAUGUUCUGGAUUUUAGAUUUUUUUUCAGAGUUUGGAAUAUUUGCAUAUAUGUGAGAUAUUUUGGGAGUGGCACCCAAAUCUAAACAGAGAAUUCAUUUUUGUUUCAUAUGUAUCUUACACACAUAGUCUAAAGGUAAUUUUAUACGGCACUUCCAGUGUGUCUGCAUUUUGACUGCAACCCAUUACGAGAGGUCAGCUGUGGAAUUUUCUAGUUGUGGAUCAUGUUGAUCCUCAAAAAGUUGUGGAUUUUGGAACUUCUCAGAGUUUGGAUGAUCAGAUUAAGGAUGUUCAGCUAGUAGCACGAUUUGAGUGGUAACACUUGCAGUAUUUCUUGAUAUCUAAGUAAGUUAAAUCCAGAAAUGCCAUUUACAUGAUGUCAAAAUAGUUGUCUUUUAAGUAAAUUACCAUAAUGAGGUAUCUUAAAAUGUCUUUGAACUAUCUGACACCCUAACACCCCAGUUUCUGGUCUUCAGUUAGUUGUAUCCCCCACGUUAGUGGCCAUCAACACUUGAUACCUUUGUCUGUCACUGAAAUGAAUGGGAGAGGCUCUAGUGAAAUUUGGAAUUCAAAUGUAAAAUUAUUGUAAAACCCAAGAAUGAAACAAAAACUUAGAUCAACAGAGGAAGUAUGUAUCAAGUAUUUUAAAUGGAAACGACUGAAAGAUAAUUGCAACUCCAGCAAUAUAAACUUUUAUUAGCUGUCUUGUUAGGGAGCGCCACUCCAAAUUGUGACGUUCUUCAGAGAGAAUAUUUUAUGUAAUUGUGGUUUUUAGGGGAAAAGGAUAUUUUCAAAGAGGUAACAUCUUCUUAACAUUUUAUAAGUCUCACUCCAGUCUUCAGCUUCAGCACUGCUUACUUUUGGGUUUUCUAAACUAUUUCUUCUGUGCUCUUGGCGUUGUGUGCCCAGCGCCCUGAUACAUCCGGUAAGCAGUCGCUGGCUGUUCCCAAAGCUCUGCCACCCACGGCUGCUGUUUCUUGACUGAACCAAGCAAUGCCAUUGCUGAAAUGUUUUCCUUAGGUGAAAGGAGGAAGAAACUGCCGUGGCUGCCUAAUGUCUGUGUCUUAGCGUCUUCCUAGGGGUGAACAACGGGUGCUAGUUGUUGCCAGCUGUGUCCUGUUCCUUAUUACUUCUAACCACAGGGCAAAACGCUGAUAUUUCGUGUUUGGAAAGAGACUUCUAUUACAAGACAACAGUCUUGUACUAAAUAAUAAGGUUACCCAUCAGGCUUGAUUCUCCUGGUGUGUUUCUGCUGGGAUAGACAGAGGGACAGAUGGUCGUGCUUUGCUGGUUUCAGUGCUACUUGAGUGACGAAAGCUACUGUGUAAUGCCGUGGCUGCUGCUGAGAGCCAGGAAAGUGGGACAGUGUGUUGCACUGUGUUUCCUUUCCAUUCGUUUCUGUUGUAUAACACUUUUCAUUUGUAUUGUCUCAUAAAAUUUGUCCCUUAAACAAAAAGUCCAGUUUCAUUUUUGUUCCUUUCAUAUGUUGAGCAGUUUCUAAAUCUCAUUUAUAUUUUGAAGUCCUCCUAACUUAAAAAAAGAACAAAACAGAAAUAAUAAAUGUCAUGACUUAAAAAAGGAAAUUUAAGUUAUAUUAGUAGAAUGCCGUGGUUUCAUUCCCUAGCGGUUUCUACUUAGAGACAGACUGAACAAGUCAUUUCUCUUUGCUUUAUUUUAAAAUCCAGUAAGAGGAAACCGGCCUGCAGUUUUAAAGUGCAGUUCUGUUAGUAACUGUACGAGGCUGGCCCUGUUCAGUGUGCCUCGCUGUGUUGGAAGGGGUCUGUGACAGUUACCACUAAAGACCUGUUGCUGGGGGUGACGUUUGGCCUCGUUGUUAAGACACCCACAUCUCUUACCGGAGUUGCCUGUGUUUGAGCCCCGGGUCCAACUGCCAAUGCCAGCUUCGUGUUAGCAUAGAACCUGGGAGGCAACAGUGAUGGCCAAAGCAGUUGGGUUCCUGCCCGGCGACAGGGAAGACAUGGAUUGGGUUCCUGGCCCAGCUGUGCUGUGGAGAGUGCAUCUGGAGAGUGAACCAGCAGUAGAUGGGGGCUCUGUCUCUGCUCCUUAACAACAACAAUGAGCUACUGCUAUGGUGGAUCUUCGAGUAUGCAGAGUAGGUUUUUCAUUUUAGAAAGUUUUUAUGUAUUUGAGAUGCAGAGGGAGACAAAGAGCUCCCGUCUCUGGUUCACUCCCCACAUGCCGGUAACAGGACUGGGACUGAAGCUGAAGCCUGGACCUUGGUCCGGGUCUCUGACGUGGGUGGCAGGAGCUCAGGCACUUGUGCCAUCACUGCUGGCUCCAAGGUCUUGGUACUGUACCACUAUCCCAUUGGCUAAAAUUACAAAUCCCAGUACGAGGAAUGACUGAAUAUACAAUAAUUCUCAUUCUUUGGUGAGUAAGAAAGGAAGCAUAGGGUGCUUUAUCACAUAAAACGUUAAUGCUUCAGUACUAACAGUUUGAAAAGAAUCCCUAAUAACUGAUAACUUGGCUGGCAUGGGUUGUUGAAACGAAGAGGGAAACACAUACACAUAGCUAGAGGAAUUUCUGGCAUUUUACUAUGUAGCUGGUAGAUAUACUUCUGUCUAAAUGAUAGGCAUCCUUAGGUGUGGAAUUGAAAUCUGGUUGAGAGUAAUUUAAGCUGCAACAAUCUAAGUAGCUGUUCUUCCACAGCUUUACAGACAUAAGAAUUUGUCUUCCUGGAAAGCAUAUGGAAGAUGAAAAACGCUAUUUGUUUUGUUCUCUGUGGACAGUCGAGUAAAAAGAUCAUCAAGCUUCAGCUCCAGGGAAUGCCGUCCCCGUCCCCUGCGUGUGGGUUUUGUUCCUUGACCACGUCUGCGGAGUCCACACUCCGUGCGUGCCUCUUGCGUGAAGUUUGCUUUGCUGUAGUGGUCCACACACAUCCACGUAAACCCACGCUGAGUACUUCUGUGAGUCUCCAGUCUGAUGUACAUGGAUAGACUGUAAUUAAAAUCAGAGACACAAAGACUUGAUUGGGACAGAGAACAGGAACGUGAGAUGACUGGGACAGAGAACAGGAACGUGAGAUGAGGGGCUGGCAUUACGGUGUAGCAAGCUAAGCUGCUGCCUGUGACUCAGCAUCCCAUAUGGGCACUGGUUCAUAUCCUGGCUGCUCUGCUUCCCACCCAGCUCCCUGCUAAUGCACCUGGGAAAGCAGCAGAAGGUGGUCCAGGUGCUUGGUCCUCGGCCACUCACGUGGGAGACAUGGAGGAAGCUCCUGGCUCAGCACUGGCCAUACAGGCAUUUAGGGAAUGAAACAGUGGAUGGAAGAGCUUUCUCCCUCUGUGUCUCUCCUCCUCUCUCUAACCCUGCCUUUCAAAUAGAUAAAUAAAUCUUUAAAAAUAAGAAAAACGUGGGAUGAAAAUCAUUUAGGAAUAAGGAAAUACGGUGCUGUUGUGAGAUGAAAUGAGUGGCUUUAACUCUAAGAUAUGAAAAUGCGAUUCCAGUGGCUAUAUUUUUUAAAAUGUUGUCUACUCUGGGAGUGAGGGAACAUGUUGGGGUUUUUUAAAUUACUAUAAAGAGAAUGAUUUUGUUGCAUUCCAUAGGGGCAGUUCCAAGAAGACAACCACAGUUCCCCCACUCCCUUGCUCCCCCCAAUCUCCAUCCCUCUCUCCAUCAGUUUUGCAGACACAUAACUUCAAUCCAUGCUGUAUUCACAUGCUUAAUUUGCUACUGAUCCUAUAUCCAAGCAGUAAAAAGUAAGACUGUGUUCCACAGGAGUAGUAACACGAGCUGAAAAUGACAGUUGUAUCCCAAAGUGACCAUUUCAUUCCUGUACAUUUUUCUGUAUUCCAUAUUAGUUGCCACUUACCAGAGAAAAUAUGAUAUCUGCCUUUUUGAGACUGGCUUAUUUCACUAAGUGUAAUGGCUUCCAGUUGCAUCAAUUUUGUUGCAAAACAGAGUAUUCAUUUUUAUGGCUGAGUAGUAUUCCGUAGUGUAUAUAUACCACAUUUCUUCAUCCAGCCAUCGGUUGAUGGACAUCUGAGUUGAUUCCAUAUCUUAGCUGUUGUGAGUUGAGCUGCAGUAAACGUGGGAGUGCAAAAUAACUCUUUCACAUGCUGACUUAAUUCCCUUUGGGAAAGUUCCCAGGAGUAGGAUGGCUGUGUCUUACAGUCGAUCUGUUUCAGAUCUCUGAGGAAUCUCCAUACAGCCUUGAAGGAACUUGUUUAACGUGUCCACAUGGGCUGUCUCAGGAGGUCCUUUUCUCCCAGGAGGCACAUGUGGUAACUUUCUCCUCUUUGCUUCCCCAACUCCCCCAACUUUUUCCAGUGUUCCAUGCCCUGACCAUGGACACUGCAU